Molecule: messenger RNA, 4233 nt
Organism: Aedes albopictus (Asian tiger mosquito)
Lineage: Eukaryota; Metazoa; Arthropoda; Insecta; Diptera; Culicidae
Exons: 1
Coding region: 1-4233 (1410 amino acids)
Biological process (GO): DNA integration
Molecular function (GO): nucleic acid binding
Source: RefSeq, a predicted model, not a curated record
AUGGCCAAAGAAUGCCCGUCAUCAACGUCGUGUCGAAAGUGCAGAGGUCACCAUCACACCCAGCUUUGUCAAGGUCCAUCGUCAGCAAGCGCAAAGGCCAUCGAAAGUCAAUCCAAGGAAAAUUCGAGUCAACCAGCUAGCGAGCAACCAUCCGCAUCAGUUUCGGCAACCGUGGACGAACAAGUCAGCCUCGCCUCCGCCGGACAUGAACGCAAAAAUGUACUCCUAGCCACCGCUGUAGUAAUUGUUGUAGAUGACCAUGGAAUGGAACACGCUGCGAGAGCUUUGCUGGACUCUGGUAGUGAGUGCUGCUUUGCUACCGAAUCGUUUUCACAGCGCAUCAAGGUUCAACGGAAACGCAUCCACUUGCCCAUCUCCGGAAUUGGGCAGUCCGCCACGGAAUCACGGUUUAAAUUCCACUCGAAGAUUCGCUCCCGUCUCAGCAAUUAUUCCGCUAAUGUUGAAAUCCUCGUUCUGCCCAAGGUCGCAAUCGAUUUGCCUUCUGUCGCUGUCAAUACGUCGUCCUGGGAAAUUCCACCAGGAAUUGAGCUUGCAGAUCCUGCUUUCCACCAAACCGGUCCCAUCGAUCUAAUUCUGGGCGCAGAAGUCUUUUUUGAAUUCUUCAAAGUCUCUGGCAGAAUCAACCUCGGACCAGGUCUGCCAACGCUCGUCAACUCUGUCUUCGGCUGGGUCGUGUCCGGGAAGAACAACCGAAGUGCUGCUGCUUCUCCAAUCGUCGCAAACAUCGCUACUGUCGCUGACCUGAAUCAACUUAUGGAAAAAUUCUGGUCCAUUGAAGAGGAUAGUGCUCGUUCAUGUCAUUCUGUAGAGGAGGCAGCCUGCGAAGAGCACUUUCGUCAAACAGUCUCUAGGACACUCGAAGGCCGCUACGUAGUGUCGCUUCCAGUCAAGCAAGACGUUCUCGACAACCUUAAGGACAAUCGUCGUACAGCUAUUCGCCGUUUGCAUCUCCUGCAGAACCAACUCGCACGCAACGAUGAGCUUUGCCAACAGUACCGAAGUUUUAUGGACGAGUACCUGCAAUUAGAACAUAUGUCACUUGUGAAGGACUACCAACAAACGCCGCAACUGUGCUAUCAUCUUCCACACCAUGCUGUCAUACGCGAGGACAGCACCACCACAAGGGUACGCGUGGUCUUCGACGCGUCUUGUCGAUCUUCGAAUGGCCCAUCCUUAAACGACGCACUUAUGGUUGGACCCACUGUGCAAGAAGAUCUUCGAUCAAUCACUAUGCGAUCAAGAAUUCGUCCAAUUUUACUCAAUGCAGACAUCAAGCAGAUGUAUCGACAGAUCCUCACCGAUGAACCAAGCAAUCGACUGCAGCACAUCGUAUGGAGCCCAUCGCCCGAUACCCCUUUGCAAACCUACGAGCUGAAAACGGUAACUUACGGUACUGCUUGUGCCCCCUUCCUGGCCACACGGGUGCUCCAACAGCUAGCAGAUGACGAGCAGGAGGAGUUUCCUGAGGCAGCUGACGUUCUUCGACAAGAUUUCUACGUAGACGACUUAUUUUCGGGAGCACAUACGAUAGAAGAGGCCAUCACGUUGAGGAAGCAACUGGAAGUACUUCUCGGCAGAGGAGGUUUCGAAUUGCGGAAAUGGGCAUCGAGUGAACCUGCUGUUCUAGAGGACGUUCCAACGGACAAGCUCGCGCUGAAAUCAUCGGUGGACCUCGACAGAGAUCAAUGUAUCAAGACAUUAGGAUUACAUUGGGAACCAUCCAGCGAUACUCUACGUUACAAGACACAACUACCGGCUACCACGACCAACGAACCUUCAACAAAGCGGACCGUUUUGUCCCAUAUAGCUCGCCUAUUCGACCCACUGGGACUCGUAGGACCCGUCGUAACGAGCGCUAAGAUCUUCAUGCAAGCGAUUUGGACCCUAACCGACGACGACGGAAGGCCAUGGAGCUGGGACAAGGAACUCCCCACUGCAUUCAAGGACCGUUGGACAACGUACCAAUCGCAGCUUCCUUCCCUAAACGAACUUCGCGUGCAACGAUGCGUUCUACUUCCAGCUCCAACUUCAAUACAAAUCCAUAUCUUCACUGACGCCUCCGAGAACGCAUACGGCGCGUGCGUAUACCUACGAUCCACGGACUCCAACGGUUCCAUCAAGGUUGCCCUGCUUUCGUCCAAGUCCAAAGUUAGUCCACUAAAAAGGCAAAGUAUUCCGCGAUUGGAGCUGUGCGGUGCUCUAAUGGGCGCUCAACUCUACGAAAAGGUGGUGGCUUCUCUCCGCUUAAAAGCUGACACCUUCUUCUGGGUCGAUUCCACCGUAGUCCUAUCUUGGCUGAAAUCCUCUCCAUCGACAUGGGCUACUUUCGUGGCAAACCGUGUUUCAAAAAUCCAACUUGCGACGAAGAACUGUACUUGGAAUCACGUAGCUGGAGUACAGAAUCCUGCCGAUGUUAUCUCCAGAGGAACAACAGCAGAGGCGCUAAUCGAUAACCGGCUUUGGUGGUAUGGUCCGGAGUGGCUUCAUCGGGAUCCUAUCGAAUGGCCAACAGCGCAACCACCACACCCACCAUCAGAAGAAGUCUUACGGGAAGUGAAGAAGUCACACCUCACGGCUUGUCCAGCAUCUGAAGAACCCUCGUUCAUCGACCAGCAUGUGCAGAAAUUCUCGAACUAUGCUCCCAUGUUACGCAUCACGGCAUACUGUCUUCGAUUCUUGAGAAACUGUCGACUCAACUCUAAUCAACGUUCAUCCUGCACAUUUCUCACCACGGAAGAAAUCGACCGAGCGGAAGCAGCAUUAGUCCGAUUGGUACAACUCCAAUGCUUUAGCAGUGAUAUCGAGCAACUACAACGACAACAACACUUAUCGGCGAAAUCUCGACUACGCUGGUUCCAUCCCUUUCUCGACGAUGACCAGAUUCUUCGAAUUGGAGGUCGCCUAGGCAAUUCACGGUUAUCGUUCACCAGCAAACACCCAGUCAUUCUUCCUUCAUCGCACGCCUUUUCCGCUCUGCUGGUCAGAUCCUUCCACCUACGACACCUUCAUGCAGCCCCACAACUAUUGCUCACCCUUCUUCGACUCCGGUAUUGGGUCAUAGGGGCCAGGAAUCUUGCUAGAAGGACUGUCCACAGUUGCGUGACUUGCUUCCGCAAUCGACCGAAAAUGAUCGAGCAGUUCAUGGCGGAGCUGCCGGCUGCUCGGGUAACAGCCACUCAACCGUUUGCAGUAACCGGAAUCGACUACUGGGGACCCAUCCAAAUACAACCACAACAUCGGCGAGCGGCCCCAAGGAAAGCAUACGUGGCGGUUUUUGUGUGCUUCUGCACCAAAGCAGUGCAUCUAGAACUAGUGGCUGACUUGAGCACGCAAAAGUUCAUCCAAGCACUUCGGAGAUUCGUCUCGAGGAGAGGCCUCUGUUCCGAAAUAUAUAGCGACAAUGGGCGAAAUUUCGUUGGUGCCGCCAAGGAACUACGUCACCUACUUCGCAGCCAGGAGCACAGGGCUGCAGUCGUCCAAGAAUGCACCAAGAAUGGGAUCAAGUGGCGCUUCAACCCACCAACGGCCUCCCAUUUUGGUGGAUUAUGGGAAGCAGCAAUCGCAUCUGCACAAAAACACUUCACUCGUGUACUGGGACCUCGUAUUUUAGCAUUCGACGAUACCGAGACCCUACUUGCCCAAAUUGAAUGCUGCCUCAACUCCAGGCCACUUGUUCCCAUCAGUGAUGAUCCCAGUGACUUCGAGCCACUCACUCCUGGACAUUUCCUGAUCGGCUCAUCGUUGAAAGCUUUGCCAGAUUGGGACUAUUCAGCAAUCCCAUACAACCGGCUCUACCACUGGCAACAAACACAGAAAAUUUUCCAGGACAUCUGGCGUAGGUGGCACACCGAAUAUCUGUCGACGCUGCAGCCACGGACCAAAUGGUUGAGCCCAUCCAAACCUAUCGAAGUCGGUCGGCUGGUCAUCUUGAAGGACGAAAGGAUUCCACCAAUGCGCUGGGAAAUGGCUCGGAUUACGGACUUGCACCCAGGAGCCGACGGAAUCGUACGUGUAGUCACACUCCAGACACCUCAUGGAAAGUAUACUCGGCCUGUCUCCAAAAUAUGUCUGCUGCCGAUUGCCCCUUCAUCAAAGGAUGAAUCGCCGUCAUCGUCGUCCGAUCCAUCAACAGCCAGAAUUCUCCGAUCGAAAGGCACCAUCCAAGGAACAACACACGCUAGCAGAAAGUCCAUCGAUGAGCAGCUGCAAUAA